AUGGCAUCCUUCUCCACUCUCCCCAAUGAGCUGCUCGAGCAAAUAGUCGCCCGUCUUUCACAGCACGACACGUCUUCGUUCUGCCGUCUCAACAGCCAUCUCCAUAUACUCGCUACGCCAUUCCUUUACCGCCAUGUCGAUCUCUUCGUGCCCCCCAGCAACAAGCUCCCAAGGAUUGAUUACUUUUGUCUGAACAUCCUCCAGGACGCCAGAAAAGCCAGCAAUGUCAGGUCGAUCCGUCUGGGCGUCUCCUCUGGUGAAAGCGUUACCCAAGGCCAGCGACAGCUUCCUCACGACAGCUCCUUCGACCAUGCCUACCUACUCCAAAAGGCCAUGGACAUUUGGACCAACGAGACCAUGUUUCCCACCAAUGCCCAUCUGAAAGAGGCACUUGAAACACGCGAAUAUUCUGCGUAUGCAGCACUCAUCAUCCUAAUCCUCCCAUCACUUCAACAUCUACACGUAACCGACUGCAAGUCUACCACGUAUGACUAUCUUCAAGCUUUGCCCGACACUCUGGCUCCCGAAUCAUUAGGGACUCCGCGCUUUUUGGCUCAAUCGCUUGUCCGCCGUCUGUCAUCCAUCACACAUACAUCUCUUGUUUUUGACCAAGCAAGAGGCAUAGCGUACCGCGACCCAGAUACUUACCUUUCCGCUGAUCAUUUUCUAAAUCUCCCUAAUAUCCAAUCCCUCGAGCUUUCAGUCCGAGGCGGAUUGCGUCAUCAAUCCACACUCAGCACUAACGUUCCACUCAUCCGGCGCAUUAGACCGACUAAUAUUACCACAUUGGUCUUCCGCCAUUCGGGCGCUUUCAUCGCAAGCACACGCUCUCUUUUUCAAUGCAUCCCUAGGCUACGCUCACUUACCUACGACUUCGUCUUCGACGGCAGGUCAAUGCCAGAUCCUGUCGUCAAUCUAGCCGCCUGGUGUGAUGUGUUACAAGCCUUUCAGUCCACGCUGGAGAUUCUCGUCUUCAGUAUAGAAUAUUGCGACAAACUCGUCUGGUUCUACUCCCAACCCCGUAUCUCAAUGGUGAUGAAUGGUCACCUUAAUAUGACGCACUUCCCCAAACUUGACACUCUGGAAGUCCCACUUCCCUUCUUGACUGGAGACCCCGAGUUUACCAUGGAAACACCAGUCGCCCAUCUACUCCCACCAAACCUGCGACAUCUUACCCUACGCACCGAUCUCUCGCAUGCUCAGCAUGCGCAUCCUUUCGACACAUCCAUUCUGCAAGAUGGCCUCUCGGUCAAAUCGUCGCAGCGAAUGGCAAACUAUCUAAUGUCAGCCCGAAGUGAUGUUUCGGUCAUUUACCAGACCUCCCUCACUCUACUCGAGCAGGCAACAACUCUUGAGUCGCUAUCCAUAUGGCAGCCCGCCGAUCCUUCCCUCGCUUGGCUUGACAGCCAAACUGAGGAUUUUGCAACGACUUGUCGUAACACGAACAUUUCCGGCAAAAUCCUGAUACCAAUGCUGCUAAGGUGGAAGAAUGCUGCGCAUUGGGAUCUGAUGCAGGAAAAGACAGUUUUUGACAGAGAGGCUCCGGGACUCAGGCCUCAGACAAGAUUCUGGAGGAAGGAGUGGGAGGGAAGACCAUUGGGAUUGGCAACCCAAUAUCUCUUGCAUGCGUUGAGAUUUCAUCCGGUAAAACUCUAA
Molecule: messenger RNA, 1656 nt
Organism: Bipolaris oryzae ATCC 44560
Lineage: Eukaryota; Fungi; Ascomycota; Dothideomycetes; Pleosporales; Pleosporaceae
Exons: 2
Coding region: 1-1656 (551 amino acids)
Molecular function (GO): protein binding
Source: RefSeq, a predicted model, not a curated record